Molecule: messenger RNA, 2673 nt
Organism: Coprinopsis cinerea okayama7#130
Lineage: Eukaryota; Fungi; Basidiomycota; Agaricomycetes; Agaricales; Psathyrellaceae
Exons: 5
Coding region: 1-2673 (890 amino acids)
Source: RefSeq, a predicted model, not a curated record
AUGGCGCGCAACUCAUCCGCAGCCCCGAUUUUCACUCUUACUCGUAGCCAGAUGGCAUUUUUGAAGGACCGCAUGCAGGCGUACAGAAACAAGAAGCCUUCAGCGCGACCCGCGUAUGCUAGAAAGGUGGCAGGGGAAUUGAAGGAGGACCUGGAGGAGAUUACGGAAGGACCUCUCUCUCAAGAGAGGCAAAAGGCCUUACGGAAGGCGGUCGCGCGGUGGUUUGUGGUCAAUUUCAAGUACGAGAAGGGACCUCACAAGCGCCCUUGGGGAAUCCGCUGGCACACCCGCCUGGUUUUCCAGUACGAAAGGUCGCGCGCUAUUCUCUACGUGGCCAAGAUGCUUGCCGAGAACAAGCCCUUACCCAAUCUAAGAACUCUUUUGGACAAAGAGGAAUCGAUUAUUCCGCCGGACGCCGUUGCACCCGACCAAGAGGGGUACCUGCCCGACGACAAUGAGGGUGAAGAAGACGACGAAGACGAAGGGAACGACCAGGACGAAGCCGGAGCGGAAGAUUACCAGGAGGAAGAGCUAGAGGAAGAGCCGGAGGAGGACGACAGCAGGGAUAUUGACGAGGAUUCCCGACCAGUACCGCCUACGCCGCCCGUCGAAAAUGCUCCCAAACCUUUCUACAAGUACCAGCCCGCGACAUCUCUCCUAAUGAAGACCCUGACGGCUGAAGAGACUGCGUACUAUGAAAGGAAGGCAGCAGUUUGGAGGCAGAAAGGACCUCCUCGGGAGGAGCAGCGACGGGUUGCACAGAGGUUCUUAUCUUCUCGACUGUACGACUUCGUGAUUUCGGGUUUCAACGACAUGAACGCGCGAUUCUUUAUCUUAUACUCGUACGAAAAACCCGACGGCACACGUCUAGCUCUUCCUUUCGACUACAAUAAGGAGCUUGGGGGGUGCGAGGAGUCGUUCAUGGAAGAGUUCGAGGAGCUCGUGGCUGAGGCUCACACAGCAUGGGGAAACUGGGCAGGAGGGGUGUAUGCUGCACAGAAGGAUUCCGAUUCAAACAGGACGGUACAAAAGGCCUCCUCCAAAGUCUCUAAAUCCAGGACAAAACCUUUGAUGACGAUGGAGCUCUAUGGGGACGGUACACCCAUCCUCCCUCCCCUUGCAGCGCGACCAUACGGAAUCACCCCCCAAAUUUGGCUGGCGGCAGUCUUCCGAAGUUUUUUCACCCGUCAUCUCAUCUUGGCCAAGAGUACUGUUCCAAUGCCUGAGGUCGACCCCCUCGAUCGUGCGCGCCCCGAGCUCAAUUGGGGCGCCCUAGCUCAAAACUUCAGCGAAUGUAUACGGAAGGAUAUCAUCGACCCCGUGGUAUUCGAGAAAGGGUUCAAGGAUCCUUUGCACAUGAGCACACAGGACCUACACACACUACACAAGAUUCUGUACAGCCGACAACAGGACGACUCCGUCGACAUCGACUUUCGCUUCGAGAAGUACCCUGUUCGACUCCAAGGAGGAAGGUACAAGUACGAACCCAGUCGACAGGCUAAGGAGGAAUCGGGGGUUCAAAGCGACGGCGAGAUUGGCGACUACAGUCUACUGGGGGAAGAAAUGACCAGGAGGCACCCUAGGGUGCAAGUUUCUGAUCACCGAUGGGGGAGGAUUAGAGGUCGUCCUCGUUCUCCCUCGUCUUCUCUACCUGAGGACGUCGGUGGGUUUUCCAACCAAAGAAACCCUCCACCUCCACCACCUCGCUCUCGGUCGUCCUCGCCUGAGGACGUUGGUGGGUUCCCCAGCCGAAGGAACCCACCACCUCCACCACCUCGCUCUCGAUCGUCCUCGCCCGAGGACGUUGGUGGGUUCUCCAGCCAAAGGAACCCACCACCUCCACCACCUCGCUCUCGGUCGUCCUCGCCUGAGGACGUUGGUGGGUUCUCAAGCCGAAGGAACCCACCACCUCCACCACCUCGCUCUCGAUCGUCCUCGCCCGAGGACGUUGGUGGGUUCUCCAGCCAAAGGAACCCACCACCACCGACAUCUCGCUCUCGAUCGUCCUCGCCUGAGGACGUUGGUGGGUUCUCAAGCCGAAGGAACCCACCACCUCCACCACCUCGCUCUCGAUCGUCCUCGCCCGAGGACGUGGGUGGGUUCUCAAGCCGAAGAAACCCACCACCACCGACACCACCUCCACCACCACCGCGCUCUCGAUCGUCUUCACCCGAGGACGUCGGUGGGUUCUCUACCCAAAGGAACCCACCACCACCAACACCAACACCACCACCACCUCUUCGCUCACGGACACCAACCCCUCCUCGCUCUCGAUCGUCCUCGCCCGAGGACGUUGGUGGGUUCUCAAGCCGAAGGAACCCACCACCACCGACAGCUCGCUCUCGAUCGUCCUCGCCCGAGGAAGUCGGUGUAUCUGGUUUUGGUCAACAGCGAGGGGAAGGGGAGGAAAUGGAGGAGAACCGGGGGGAGGAGGAAGCGGCUCAGGUACGGCCACCUUCAAGGCGAGGUAUGAUGUUGACUAAAGGGUUGUCGCCCAUUCCUCCGGACGAGGUUGACGCUCCAAGGACAACAAGAGCGGCUAAGCGGGCGCGCAACGAAUCUGAGCAUGCGGCAGACCAGGCAAAACGAUCAAGGACAAUGAGGGGAGGCGAUAAUGCAAGGGUUACGCGAAGUUCCAAGCAGAGGGAUAAUAAGCGUAGAGGUCGUCGGUAA